AGAAGAGGGAACAGGCGAUCGUAGGAUCCAGCAAAUCUUGCAAUGUUGUCAGCGCGGCAACGAGCUGCUCCCACGCCUGAGGAGCAGUAUCAGCAAGUCAGCACUGGCAGGCAGGUGCCGGAGGCAGACGAGAGCAACAUGGGGCCAGCCUGUCCACAGAAGCCGGGAUCGGUCAAGCACCUCCGCCUCAUAUUGCUGAUACUCGUCCCGUGUGUCUGCGCUUUCAUCUGCGUGCUGGUAAUCCUCUUGGCAUUUGUAGGUGUAAUUGGGAACGGAUUUUUUGAUCAAAGGAAGAAUGAUGUCCUUUCAACCAAUGAUGCAUUCAUCACUCCUUACACAGAUCUUGGAAACAGUUCAGGAUCGCCACAACAAAUGGACUGGGGGACACUUUCUCCUUUAGUAGUAAAUGUCUCAACUACUGUGGGCCUAAACAGUGAAGGCGAGUUGACUCAUUUGAAUAAAGAACAGUUGAGCACCAAGAACACACAGUUGGACAGUUUCUUGGCCUUUACACAAAGUACACCACUCGGGUUUGAUGACAGCAGCAACGACUCAUUUCUGCAUGCAGAAGGCACAAGUUCAGUUGCUCAGACGACAAGUGAAACAUCUUAUUCUUCUGAGCCACUUACCAAUGUCUCAGUUCUCAAUACUUCGUUCCCCAUCCUCAAACCCACCAGCAUCACAACAGAUAUUGACGCAACAUAUGAAGCUUCAUAUUUUAACAUCAGCUUUGGUGCCUGUAACAAUGCAAGCCACAGUCUAUGUGAAAUGCUGCCCUACAAACAGACCACUUCAGUGUCCUAUCUCUCACAUUUCAACAUCACAGACGUGGAAAUACUUAUCCGUUUCUUCAAUCAGCUUAAACAGAUGCGUUGUUAUCAGCACAUCAUGCACUUUGGGUGCAGCAUUGCCUUUCCAGAAUGUAUCGACAGCAUUGAGAGAACGUUAAUACUACCGUGCAUGUCAUUCUGUGAAUUGGCGAGAGAAGGUUGUGAACCACUGUUGCAACUGGUGGACUCUGGCUGGCCGGAGUUCAUGAAGUGCUCCAGGUUUGUCAAUGACACAGGAAUGGAAAACACCAGCAGGAUAUGCAUAACGCCACAACAAAUGGAAGUAAUAGUAUCUUGCAAAGAGGUGGACAGCUUCUUGUGUGGUAGUGCCUUCUGCAUCCAAAGGAAGCUGGUGUGCAAUGGUUACAAUGACUGCGAUGACUGGAGCGAUGAAGCAAACUGCACUUGUAGUGAGGGGCAGUUUCAUUGUGGCACUGGCAAAUGCAUCCACUAUAACAGCACAUGUGAUGGUUACAAUGACUGUGGGGAUCUGAGCGAUGAAAUGAACUGUGAGUGCAACCCAGAGCUCCAUUUCAGAUGCGGGGAUGGUAGGUGUAUCACGAAGACCUGGGUUUGUGAUGGAGAUCAUGACUGCACGGACAUGUCUGAUGAGGCAAACUGUUCUUGCAAGAGUCAGGGACUGAUGGAAUGCAAUAAUACCCGAUGUAUUCCAAGCAUUUACCAGUGUGAUGGUGAAAAUGACUGUGAAGACUGGAGUGAUGAGCUGAACUGUUCAAAAUCUCAUGAUCAGAGAUCAUGUAAGGAAGGGGAUUUACCGUGUGCUCAAUCAUCUUGUGUUGAUGAAUGCAAUGGAAACUCGAGCUGUGCACCUCACAACACUGGAAUGGACUGCAGUAAAUGUGAGCCUAUAACUCUUGAGCUCUGUAUGAAUCAGCCAUACAACACCACCAUUUAUCCUAACUAUCUGGGGCACCAAAAUCAGAAGGCAGCAUCAAUAAGCUGGGAGGUUUUUUUCUUUCCGAGCUUUGUUCAGACUGGCUGUUACAAGUACCUCAUGUUCUUUGCUUGUACUAUCCUUGUGCCAAAGUGUGACCAAGCAACUAAUCAACGUGUGCCCCCUUGCAGAUCACUGUGUGAAGACUCUAAGGAGCACUGUGAGAUAUUGCUGGACAUAAUUGGACAAUUGUGGCCAGAGGACAUGGAAUGCAGCCAGUUCCCAAAGGAAAACUCUGACAACCAGACAUGCCUACUGCCUGAUGAGAAUGUGGAAGAAUGCUCCCCGAGUCAUUUCAAGUGCAAUUCAGGCGGAUGUCUCUUGAUAUCAAAGAGGUGUGAUGGUAAACCAGACUGUGCUGAUUCUAGUGAUGAAGAACAAUGCGGUUGUAGUGAGAGAGACCUUUGGGAGUGCCCUUCUGACAAGACCUGUAUCAAGCACACAAUGAUCUGUGAUGGUUUCCAGGACUGCGCUGACAGAGCAGAUGAAAAGAAUUGCUCUUCCUGUGCAGAGCAUGAGGUGGUCUGCAGAAAUCAUGACUGUGUGUCCCGUCGUGCCUGGUGUGACGGGAGGACAGAUUGUCCUGAUGGCUCUGAUGAGUGGAACUGUGUGUCGCUGUCAAAUGGCAUGGAUUCCUUGUCUCCAGUGAUCGUACACAGGUCGACAUCUGACUAUCACGUUUGUGCUGAUGAUUGGCAGGAAGAGCUGAGCCAGCUGGCUUGCAGGCAGAUGGGUUUAGGAGGUCACACAGUGACUCACACUGUGUCAGAACGUGACCAUGUGCAACGGAGAAAGUGGUUACGCUUAAGCCCUGAAUGGCGGAAUGAAAACAUUUCCACUGUGCAAGCUCUAUUGCUGAAAGGGCAGAUUUGUCGAAGUAAAAGCAAGAUCUCACUCCACUGCACCAAAGAAGACUGCGGUCAGCGGCCAGCAAUUCGACUCAAUAAAAGAGUUAUCGGAGGCAGAACAAGUCGUCCAGGCCGCUGGCCCUGGCAGUGCUCCAUGCAGAGUGAGGCCGGUGGGCAUACCUGUGGAUGCGCACUGAUUAGACGGAAAUGGGUUUUGACAACAGCACAUUGCUUUGAAGUGCGAGAAAAUGCAGCUGCCUGGAGUGUCGUGUUCGGAAUUAACAAUCUGGACCAUCCGUCUGAAUCUACACAGAUCCGAAAAGUGAAACGGAUUAUCUUGCAUCCACGCUAUAAAAAUAUAUUUAAUGAUUAUGACAUCAGUGUGGUGGAGCUGCAUGAAGAUGUGAUUGAGACCAGUUAUGUCCGACCUGUUUGCCUACCUGCAAAGGACCAAGUGGCGGAACCAGAUACCUAUUGCUUCAUCUCAGGAUGGGGGAGCACUGGUAGCAAAGUUCCAUUCAAGCUUCAGGAAGGAGAAGUGCGCAUUCUUCCCCUUGAUCGUUGUCAGUCAUUUUUUAAGACAAAAAUAAUCACUUCUCGCAUGUUAUGUGCAGGCCAUGAACCUGGAACAGUGGACGCUUGUAUGGGCGACAGUGGAGGGCCUCUGGUUUGUGAACAGCCUGGAAACAGAUGGACUUUAUUUGGUUUGACCUCUUGGGGAUCAGUGUGCUUCGCAACAUUCCUUGGUCCUGGCAUAUACAGCAAUGUAACCCACUUUGUUGAAUGGAUUGAAAGGCAGAUUUAUAUUCACACAUUUCUAUAAAUGAAUCAUUUAAAGGCCAACACUGCAGCAUUCAAGAUAAGAUGUUAAACAGCAGAAGGUAUAAUUGUACAAGCUGACAUACAGUGCCCUCCAUAAUGUUUGGGACAAAGACCCAUCAUUUAU
Messenger RNA from Amblyraja radiata (thorny skate), 3579 nucleotides. It is a transcript of the gene corin, whose product is annotated as corin, serine peptidase. The coding region runs from base 43 to 3456 and encodes 1137 amino acids. The record is from RefSeq and is a predicted model, not a curated record. Gene Ontology annotation, molecular function: serine-type endopeptidase activity; protein binding. The transcript has 22 exons. NCBI's taxonomy places the organism in Eukaryota, Metazoa, Chordata, Chondrichthyes, Rajiformes, Rajidae. Gene Ontology annotation, cellular component: membrane. Gene Ontology annotation, biological process: proteolysis.